AAGUUUUUGUAGCUAGACGAGAACAAGAGGGCAGUGUAGUUUGGUGCGGCUCUGUGGCACCCGUGUAGUUCGAGGUUUUCUGCUGGUGUGCAUUUUCUUAAUCGUGGCGGUUGUCGUCGAGAAAAUUCGUAAACAAUCUCAAAUCGUGUACGUGCUCUGUCUCUGAUUUUCUGCGAUCGUCCCGAUACGAAAGACCGCGCGGAUGUGUCGUUAGUGUUACACGUGUUUUUACGUUCGCGCAGUGUUUCGUGAAGACAAGAGAGGCCAAGAUACAUACGUACGCGGAACUGCGGCUGUGAAGGAGAGAAAGAGAAGAAAGACGACGAAGAAACGAAGGAAGAAGUAGAAGAUGAGCAAGACGUGCGCCCGCUGCGAGAAAACGGUCUACCCGAUCGAGGAGCUCAAGUGCCUCGACAAGAUAUGGCACAAACAGUGCUUCAAGUGUCAGGGUUGCGGCAUGAUUCUGAACAUGCGGACGUACAAGGGUUUCAACAAACAGCCAUACUGCGAGGCACACAUACCAAAGGCGAAGGCCACCACGAUGGCGGAAACGUUGGAACUGAAGCGUAUCGCGGAGAACACGAAGAUUCAGAGUAACGUGAAGUAUCACGCCGAAUUCGAGAAGGCAAAAGGCAAGUUCACCCAGGUGGCAGAUGAUCCGGAAACCUUGAGAAUCAAGCAGAACAGCAAGAUCAUCUCGAACGUGGCUUAUCACGGUGAGCUUCAGAAGAAGGCCAUCAUGGAGCAGAAGAGGACGAUGACCGGAGAAAAUGGCGAACAGAUCGAGUACGUAGAGUACACGGACGGUUCGAUCGCGCCUACAUCGGGCGUGAACGCGAAUCCACCGGCCGCUAGAACUGCGAGCUCGCAGGUGCAAAGGACACCAGGUAGGAUCGCCGAUUACGAUCCUCUUAGCGAGGUGAGACCGAGCCCCUAUUCCGCCAGGCAAGCUGGGGCAACCACUGUGAUUUAUACGAGCGACAAGGGACCAGUGACGAAUCCACCAGCUAGAAAGAUUGGUUCGGUGGCUGAUAUAGACCCUGUAAACGAGUACUACGGAUCGUUAACACCAGCAACGAAUAACAAUCACGUCCCACAGCAUAUGCCGUCUCCACCACCAGCUACCAAUGUUGGGAGAGUGUAUAGAGCGAUGUACGACUACCAAGCGCAAGAUUUGGACGAGGUGAGCUUCUGCGACGGCGAUCUGAUCGUUAACUGUACAGCCAUUGACGAGGGUUGGAUGACCGGCCUGGUACAGCGCACCGGACGACACGGCAUGUUGCCUGCGAAUUACGUCGAACCAGUGCAAAUUUAAAAAGCAUCUUUCGCAUUUAAAGUCAGCAAACUAGAGGGUAAUUCCACUUUGGGACCAAAUUCUGCUCGAUUCUAUUACGAAGAGCACCGAUAGCUGUCAUGUGCUUAAACAUUUUUCUACGAGAGUAUCGACCCAGUUUUUAUACGACCUUUUUCAUGGUGACGCAGAUUUAUCCUGUCGGUCAACAAUUUUAUACAAUAUUUUUCGAAACCAUUCCGUUGCUUCGAGGAUUCCACGGUAAUGAUGAUGAAAUGAAUAACGAUUUAAUAAUGAUGAGCGGUGACAAAGCCUGGAAGAUUUAAAUUCUUCACUUUUUUUUAUAUAAGUUUUAUAUUCCAUUUGAAGGAAUUGUGUACGUUAUUCGUAAAAUAUUCUUUUCUAUUUCUUUUGCUCGUAUUCUUAUGAUAAGGCGUUUUUCUUUUACAAUACGCGAACAUUUUGCAUUUGUACACAAGAUUCGAACGAUUACUUUUAUAUUCAACGAUAUUCUUCCGACCUUUGUCCACCUUUUUUAAGCGUAGUUCUCACUUUUUCGUAAAUCGUUGGCGAGAAUGAUGCGCAAAUUACAAUGGAUAUUUAUCUGAAAAUAUGAAAACUGUAUUGCAAUAUUUUACCAGAAGAUUUAGGCUUCACCACCAUACCACACGCAUUGUUUAUUGUGAUGCAAACAGAAAGAACGAUGUGCCUUAUAUACGUAGACCUCCAAUUAGGUCAAUCUUUUCCUGCGAGCUUUUGCGCAGCGACUUAAAGGAAAAGAUGAAAGAAAAAGAAAAAGUAUGUUAGUUACGGUUCCGUAUUGAGUUACAUAUCAUCGGAGCACAUAAGAGGGAACUUUGUAGGAAACAAAAGUGAAUCUAGUUAGGAUUAUAAACGAAGAAGAAAUUUUGUAGUGUAAUUGUUGAUAGGAAAGUUUCGUUGCACUUGCCUUGCUCGAUCCGAUGCGUUUCGAAAGAAAGCAACGAUCGCUAGAAAUCUUUAUUACCGUUUCACUUUGUCCAAUUAACGACAUUAACCGACAUUUACCUAGAAUAGCUGUUAAGUUCUAUCACGCGAGAUUCGCCUGCAUUAAACAAAGAAAUGCUUACUUUUCGGCUUUCGAUGAUCCUUUUAGUCACUGUAUCGGUGAUACUCGACUGAUUAAAUAGCGAAAAUAUCAAUCGAUAACAAGCGAUAAUUAGAAGAUCUAUAUCGAUAUCUACUAGCGUUCUUGUGUUACAACGUUUUAAAAUUUCAAGCGUUUUAUUAAGCGCAUGAUUCAGGAAACGUACGUUUUUCAAAUUGUACACGAUGUAACAAAGAGUAUUAUCUGUAGUUAGUACAUACCGUUAGUUAUAAGUCGUACUAAAUUUAUAUUUGUAUUUGUGUAUUUGUAUCGGACGAAAUUUGGAAUUGUAACAAUUUAAGAAAUCGUUACGAAAGAAUUUUUAAUUUUAUUAAGCCGGUGUAUCCGGCUUAUUGCACGUGCAGUUAAACGAAAUACAUUUCUUCAACUUCCUAUCGUUUUAUUCUACUUAACUGAUUAACACAAAUAUGACAUACGAAACAGUACUAAAAGGAUUAGAUCGCUUUCUGCGAACACAUUUCUCGUGGUAAAAAGCGGGUUUAUCGGCAAUAGAGGAUUGUUCUCCGCGAUGGUCUCGAUUUUCCUAGAUAGCUUUAUACCUUCUUAACGUUCGAUUAAUGUACAGAUAAAUAUAGCGAGAAAAUUUCAAGUAUAACGGGAACAUCGUGCCACCAUUUCGGAGACUAACCGCGCCCCAUAUUGCCGUUUCUCUUCUAAUUUUCGUCCCUUAAUCCUUGAUCAUUGUCUUUCGAAAUUUGUUCUUCCCUCUGCUGGAAAAAAAAAAAAAUGAAAAGAAAUCUGGUUCCUGGGACGCAAGCCGUAUCUAUUACAUUGCAUUUACCUGAGUAGGAGAAUAGAAGAUUAUAAGCUAUAUUAUUACGUAAAAGAAAUAAAUAGUAAUGUUGUUGCGUGCACGCGCGCGUACGCCGCGUUUCCGGCGUGCGCGACGUCGUUCGACUUCGUGAUAAACCGCGAGGAGAUAUAUUCAUAUUUUUGGAAACAUGUUAGCAUUAUUAUUAAUAUUAUUAUUAUUAUUAUAAUUAUUAUAAAUAUAUUAUAAUUAUUUCCCCCUUUUGUAAUUAUUAAAACACCAAUAAGUCGAAGAAUCUACAAUUUAUAAUUGAGAAAGCAUACAGAAAUAUAUGUUAGCGUUGUUUAAAACAGAUAAUAUUAUAUUAUGAUACGAGAUCAUAAACAAUGAACAUGUUAUGUAAAUCAUC
Bombus huntii is the source of this 3598-nucleotide messenger RNA. RefSeq names its product LIM and SH3 domain protein Lasp. Gene Ontology annotation, cellular component: focal adhesion. The record is from RefSeq and is a predicted model, not a curated record. Gene Ontology annotation, molecular function: actin filament binding. NCBI's taxonomy places the organism in Eukaryota, Metazoa, Arthropoda, Insecta, Hymenoptera, Apidae. The coding region runs from base 350 to 1315 and encodes 321 amino acids. The transcript has 6 exons.